GUUCCGGCUCGCUACUGUAGCUCUUACUAAGACGUUCCGUCUCGCUACUGUAGCUCUUACUAAGACGUUCCGUCUGAUGUUAUGGGUUGGACUUUUGCCUGUUAAGUUAAUAUAUAAAGGCAAUCGGUAACUUAAUUUCGUGACCAAAUGCUCGUUUCGUUUUUAAUAAUAGUUACAAUUGUAUUAUAUAUGUGUAUAUAUAAUGGAGUCGUGUAAAGUUACGCACUCGGAACCUUAAUAGGGCUCAUGGUGUCACAAUAUUAUUAUCCCGCCCUGGUGUAUCCUGUGUAGUCAGGUUGAGAUAGUUUGGAGAACUUUAGGAUCUUUACGAUGCAUUUAAGUAAUAGUUUGGAGCUGUUUCCGGAGUUCGCUGUGACUCAGUUGCUUUUCAAAGACGUUAAAAACUGUGCAGAAUUGAGAAAGAUGGCAAUGGAGGGGAAAAUAGCCGGCGCGCUGAUAAACCCAUCCGUGGUGUUGGAUCCCUUUCAAACACUACUAGCAGCAAAUAAAGCAGUCCAUGUGCAGAAGAUUGGAAAAAUGAAGACAAGGAGCUUAUACUCUGAAAUCAUCUUCAAUCUUUCACCAACAAACAAUAUCUCUGAGGCUUUUAAAAGGUUUGGGAUCUCCGACAGUGACAAUGCGGUUCUCAUUGUCCUGGUUCAUAACAAAGAGGAAGCAUACAAUAAGGAUGAUGUCCUGUCUAAGGUGGAUGGCCAGCAGAUCCCAGCUGAUCAAAUGUCCACCCUCAGUGAUCUUGCCAAGAUUAAAAAGCUUUACAAAGUUGCACCCCAAGAGGAAAAGUGUGGAAAUGUUUUAGAUGCUGUUGUCUGCAGAAUGGCUGCUAAGGAUGUUGUAUAGCUUACUUUUUAUUACAUUAAAAUACCGGUUAUAUAUUUAUUUCUGUUUAAACCUUAGGAUUUUUUUUUUUUUUUUUAACAAUAAAAACAAAUUUGAUACAAGAGCUCCCUGCAUUAUGCUUUUAUUUCUGAGAGUGUUGUGACAAAUGUGGAAAGGUACAAGUGGCCAAUGUUUUGUGUGGAGAGACAUUUAUUACUUCUGAUGGUUUAGGGCACAGAUACCCAACCCUGUUCUAAUCUAACGUUAGCAAGGGUACUUUUUAUUCCAAAUACCAUUUGUAGAACGCUACUAACAUUACCCAAAAGUCUCUAUACAUAGGGGAUUAUGUUUACCAGCACCACGUCGGUUGUGCUUGAUUCAGUGGAUGUUCAUGGACGUCCUCAUCUUUUCGGUCGUUCCACAACACUCCCAGUCUUUUUGAAUUUGUUAAUAAGUUUGGCAACAGUGCCGUGCGUGACGUGCUUGCCAUGUUUCCUAUUAAAGUUCAUCGCAACCUUGCGAGGGCUUCCCGACCCUGCCAUGAGAACGAUUUCAAUACAUUCUUCUUUUGUCAAGGCAUUCUUAAAGGCAUUGGAGACACUCGACUGAAAUGUUUCUCAUGAUCUUAAAAACCUUUUGAUCUGAAGGUGUAUGAUUAAAUGUUUGAAAUCGGUGUUGUAGACAGAAAUAUUAUCGUGCCGAGGUAUUCAUUUCUUUCAUUAGAAAACUAACGUUUUAUUUACAAAAAAUAAACGCAUGACAUUUAAAAUAAAAUAUUCCGAAAAGCAGCCGGAUUAGAGUCAAGAUAAAGUCUUAAAGGGGUAGUUAAGUUCAAGACCAAAAACCAUCAAAUCUUUUUUGAGGCUAAGCAUUUACUUCAACUAAUUGAUUAGUAGGCUUCAUUCAUGCGAUCAUUCUUGUGCAGGUUAGGUUACGUUUUCUAGAAGAAGGAAUGACUUCUUGUCCAAAUUAAUCGAUGUGAAACGAAAGGACAACAUGAACAUUUUUUUUUUUUUUUUUUACAAACUCUUGGUCAAAAACAAGACCAUAGCCAAAGACUGAGUCAGAGACAAAUCCAAGUCAAUAAAGGAAAUGUCUCCUGCCAAGACUCGAGUCCUACAACCCUAGCCAUCCACAGCCAAGAGUAUAGAUCUCUAGGUGAUCUCUAGGUGGCAAGGAUGACCUUCCUUUCCUCUAUGUUGGUCAAAGAGACACUAGCUGGCACUGAAAGUGGUAUGUGUGUGGUAAAAUGGUUACAGGAACAUGACUGGAGGUUCCUGUAAGUGAGAAUCCAUGUCAGAAUUACUAUGGGGAAAAAAAUAUCAUAAAGUCAGAAAUUUGAAACGAGUUAUUUUAUUAU
This is a messenger RNA of Ictalurus furcatus (blue catfish), 2197 nucleotides long. RefSeq names its product Tp53rk binding protein (gene tprkb). Gene Ontology annotation, biological process: telomere maintenance via recombination; tRNA threonylcarbamoyladenosine modification. Gene Ontology annotation, cellular component: nucleus; cytosol; EKC/KEOPS complex. The coding region runs from base 331 to 858 and encodes 175 amino acids. Lineage: Eukaryota; Metazoa; Chordata; Actinopteri; Siluriformes; Ictaluridae. The transcript is spliced from 4 exons. The record is from RefSeq and is a predicted model, not a curated record.